AUGGGAGACCUGUGCAAUGUUGUGGUGAUCACCCACGCCUUCCGCCUGCUGACGUGUCCCGACGCCAUGGUAAGGAACAUCACAGCAAAUACCCUGUGUGACGUGAUAAAGAAGUGGAUCGGCAGAGCCCCCUCCAACGAAGACAUUGCCACCUUCCUGAGCAGCUCUCUGGAUGGCAAAUUCAGAUGGGACGGGCGCGACAUUGCUUCACUGUGGUCCCGUGCUCACAACGCCAUGCAACACCUGGGGAAAGCCUGGCAGCUGCAUCACAAUACCAUCCAGAACCGCCUGGUGAAAGCCAUUGCACCAUGCCUGGGGGAGGUCACCGUGAACUGCACCAUCCCUGGUACCGACAGCCAGCUACGACCUGACAUCAACCCCUGCAACGAGCAUGUGCUGCGGACCUGCGGGAUCGGUCGACGCUAUGCACGGCUCAUGCGGCGCCUCAUGUCGCGAGACCUCCUCAUCAACCUCUUCCUGGCACUGGCCAAAGUGGCCAUCUACAACACCAGGAGGACAAUGCUGGACGAGGGGGUGUUCUGUGACUAUGCUUUACUAGCGGACCUGGAGUCUACCACCUCUCACAUCUCCAAACGGCCUGUGUUCUUGUCGGAGGAAACACCCUAUUCCUAUCCAACUGGAAACCAUACAUACCAGGAGAUCCCAGUGCCCCCACCUGUGCCACCCCCUCCUUCCAGCGAAGCCCUGAAUGGGACUGUGAUUGACCCUUUAGACCAGUGGCAACCCAGUGUUUCCCGAUACAUCCACCAGCAAUCCCAGUCUCCUGUGUACAGCUCCAGUGCCAAAAGUGCCAGUGCCUCCGUUCCCCGAGAGAGUGUCUGCUCUUCUUCCUCACGUGCCAGUGAAGAGGAGCACGUCUACAGUUUUCCCAACAAGCAGAAGUCUGCAGAACUAUCUCCCACCAUGAUGAGCUCUUCAUUGGGCAGCAACCUGUCAGAACUGGACCGACUGCUCCUAGAACUGAACGCUGUUCAGCACAAUCCCCCUAGUGGCUUCCCAACAGAUGAAGCCAGCAGGAGCCCCUCCCUGCCCAGUGGGACUGGACCUCACUAUGUUGUCCCAGAGAGCACUAGCUCUUUGGGGGUGAAGGCAGCACCCCCUACAAAAGAGAAGCCAAAGCGGAACGGAGGGCGUGGGAUUGAGGAUGUGCGUCCCAGUGUGGAGAGCCUUUUGGAUGAACUGGAGAGCUCUGUGCCAAGUCCAGUCCCUGCCAUCACUGUGAACCAGAGUGAGGUGAGCAGCCCACAGCGGGUCACCUCCAGCCAGCAGCAGACUCGCAUAUCUGCUUCUUCAGCCACAAGAGAACUGGAUGAGCUGAUGGCAUCUCUCUCGGACUUCAAGGUGCCCAACCGUAAAAGAGGCACUUGGGGUCGGGAGUCUGUANUGUGGCACCCUGAGUGCUUUGUCUGUCGGGAAUGUUUCACGCCGUUCAUCAACGGCAGCUUCUUUGAGCACGAUGGGCAGCCCUACUGUGAGGUGCAUUAUCACGAACGCCGCGGCUCGCUGUGUUCCGGCUGCCAGAAGCCCAUCACGGGACGCUGCAUCACCGCCAUGGCCAAGAAAUUUCACCCAGAACACUUCUGUGCCUUCUGCCUCAAGCAGCUCAACAAAGGAACCUUCAAGGAACAGAAUGACAAGCCCUACUGUCAGAACUGCUUCCUCAAACUCUUCUGCUAGACGCAUCCUAGCUGGGAACGGAGCAUCUUUCUGCCACCUCACUAGGCAGCCGAGUCUCUCUGAGCAUUACUGUGAUUUAGAAACCUUGCCGGGGAAGGGGGGUGCUAAGUGCUGCUCCAGAAAGACGAGAUGGACCAUUAAACUGGAAAUGCCCAUGCUGUGUUUCAGUGGGGAGAUGCUGAGCCCCAUCAUUAAAGUGUUGUAUGAUUGUUGACAGCCGAGAGGAGCCUGAAGCGCUAGCGAGGAGAUGCCUUUCUCAAGGAGAGGGCUGGAUAAAGCCUUGAGUCAACUCUCCCUGAGCCGACAUGUGACACUUCCAAGCAAAACGUCCUUGGCUUUGGUGACACUUCUCUCUCGCUGGGGCAGUUAAGCGCUGUGUGACCCAAGCAGUAGCUCUGCUGCUGCACAGCAAGGGCCAUGCUCUGACCUCUGCAUUGCCCGGACUGUGCACGGUCGAGUCCUGGGGCACACGGGAUUUACUACGAUUACAGCAGCAGCCCCAGAAGCUGUAAAGACCCUGCAGUGGAGUCUUUCCAGUUCAGUAACACUGCAGGGAAUUGAUGCCACUUAUUUGUUAGAAAGGGGAAGUAGGGGGCUACUCUGUUUUUCUAGCUUGUGAUUCUCUCCCCCUCCUGAAUGGAGUGUCCCAUUUUGUGCUGGACACCCCCAAAUCCCCAGGAGUGGGUAGGGCAAAUGCUCCUAAUUCUGCUGCUCCUGGGAGAGGAGGAGGAGACUGGCACCAAUUAAUUUUAAAAGAAAAUGCAGAGAAAUUUGAGGGCCCAGCCCUCCCCUCUGAGCGAAUGUGGCUUAUGCUGUGUGUCUGGCCUGCAUUUUACUAAGGGAAGGGCCUGAAAAGCCUCUCUAGGUUUUUUUAAAAAGCAAGGAGAAAGUAAAGCUAUAGAUUUCGUAUUCCUUGUUCAUCUUCUUCUUUGCUCUUUGCUAAUCAGGCUGGCAGUCCCUCUUCUUUGAUACUGUCCUGUUCCUUGCUCGUUCUACUGAGACUCUCUAGAGCAAUAAUCUUUGAUAUUGACUGUUACUGGUCUAACAAGUCCCCGAGGUCUGGUGUAUCUGACCCUUGGAGUUUUGCUAUGGAACUGAAUACUGUAUGCUUUGAUAAAAACUGUGGAUUUCUACACUGAGGUUUGAGUUCAGAACUAAUUUACUUUUAAUCCUCUUCUACAGAAAUUGGUUUUGAAGUGAUUUUAAGAAAGCUACUUUUAUUUCUCACACUGUGCUGUUCUAGGCAGUGUACCAGUUGUGCUGGUUACUGCAUCUGUAACCUCAAUGCUUGGGUCUAACAAACUAUUAACAUGAAGUAUUUUCUUUUUAUUGGGGGUUGGGAGGGCUCUGGGUUUUGCAGGGGAAGGGAAUGUGACUGGUAUUGUUUUCUAGCACAAGCAGGUGAGCUGUGAAUAGCUCUUUUAAUUAUCUCAGAUCACCUGGAAAGUUUAUUUUGUAACCUGUAAACUGCUGUAUUUGACUUACCUGCCUUUCUCCAAAGCCCGACUUCCAGGGUAACAAAGUGAGUCUUAAUUCAGUGCCACAUGAUGCAGAGAUGGAGAACCCAAAGUCCACCUUCAUAGUUUUAUUCCUCUUCAACCAUCAGAAAUGAGAGCAGAGGGUUAACUCGGGAAGGGGAGUUCUCCCCUUAGGUGGGAAGGAUGGUCCUGGGGCUGAAAAAAAGGGCUGGGAGUCAGGAGAUCUGGAAUCUGUGCUUGAUUCUGCCACAGACUUGCUGUGUAACCUUAGGCCAGUCACUUAGCCACUCUGUGCCUCAUCUGCAAAAUGGGGCAAUAUUCCCGCCUUGUAGGAUUUUGAGGUUUAGUUCAUAUUUGUCAAAGGCACUUUCAGAUCUUCAGAAGGAGGGUGCUGUAGAAGGACAAAGGAUUGUGUUAGAAACAACCCUACAGUGUUCUACACUAAUGGUGAAAGUGGUGCAGUGAGAAGAGGGUUUUAAAAUAUGACUCUAGAAGAUUCUAGAUCUUUGGUUAUUAAGGCAUGACACAUUGGGGUGGCUACAAAAUUUUCAAAAUGGAACAGGCAUAGGGAGUUCUGGGAUUAACUGUGUAAGAAACAAACCCUCACUUUAACAGAGGGAUCCUAGCUUACUAUUUUAAAUAACCUUAGCUCAAUGCUUCACUACCCUCCUUGAAUAAGUGGAACUGUUUUUCACUGGUUUCCCAUACAAAUGAGCCUCAGUCUGUGGUUGUGAAAGCAGGGUUUUGUGGAACAAGUGGUAAAACAAAAAGCUACUCCAGCUGGGCAGAGCACAGCUUUUGGGAAGUUCCCAAGGCAAGAAACUGUCUAAAUGGUCAUUUUGGAGUUGAAAUUAGUUUUACUUAAAAUUGGGAUUUCUGAGCUUCCUGCUGAAACUGACACUUGUUCUGACCCCGCUGGUUGGGAGAACGGUCCUGUGUCCAGUGCACAGGACUGGGAGUGUCUCUGCCACUGCAUUUCUGUGUGAUACUGAGGGAGUUUAUAACCUUCUGUGCCUCAGUUUCCUUAUCUGUAAAAUGGGGAUAAUACUUAACCUACCUCACUGGGGUGUUGAGGCUUAAUUCACGGAUAUUUCUGAAGGGCUUUGAGACCCUUGGAGGGAAGGUGCUGUAAAAGGGGAAAAUCUUGUUACAGUAUCCCAGUGUCAGAGCAAAACCGUUUCAUCCCCUUUUAAUAAUGGUUUCAUAGUCUCCAUGACCAUUACUGCCUUAGCAAAAUGUUGAGAGCUUUCCUGAUCAAUUGGGAUUUAAACUGGUUUGGGGAUGGGUCCUAUGCUCAUUGCUGCCUCCAAAUGUUACUUUCCCUCAAGAUGGCUGCUGCCAGUAGGAGGGUCAGAAAUACCCAUUUUAAAUUUCCUAAGUUCAAGUACAGUUUAGACUGGAACAUUUGAAAUGCUGUACAGAGCAAACUGGGGAAAGGGAUGUGUUAAGAUUGCCCUGGGUGAUUAGCAAGCAUACUUCACAGAUACUGAUGGUGCUAAAGUGCAGACCAGCAAGUUGUACUACUGCACUGUUGCAGGUAGUGGGACGUGUCCCAAGGAGUGGUUGGGGAGAGGGGUUAGGCGAGAAUGUGCUUUUGGAAGGCUGAGAUGGGUAAUUCAGGCUUAAACUGGACACAGGAGGCAGGUGUGUACAGUACACAGCCUCUGAGGAGCUACAAGACUGCAUGCAGAGGCCUGGCAGCUGCCCGUUCAGAGGCAAGUUAAGCUCUAGCUACACCCCUGUUUCUUUGAAAGGUUUUGUGUUAGGGUUACUAUAAUGUUGUCUUGAAAGGCCUCAGUGCUCUGUUUACAAUGAUCUCCUCAUCUGAUGAACUCUGGCAGUGCAAUCAAAGAGCUAUCAGACAAGGUGGGUCUCAAUCAAAUCACGCCCCGAAUAGCUUGGGGGGAUUUCCCUCUGGGUCGACAGUUACUUCAUUUGUUUUUUCCUUGUGAACUUCUAACUCUGCUUUUUCCAUUUAAAAUCCCUGUGAUUAUGCUAAUAAAAUUUUACCAUUAUUUUCA
This is a messenger RNA of Trachemys scripta elegans, 5197 nucleotides long. RefSeq names its product paxillin (gene PXN). The record is from RefSeq and is a predicted model, not a curated record. Gene Ontology annotation, biological process: transforming growth factor beta receptor signaling pathway; endothelial cell migration; substrate adhesion-dependent cell spreading. NCBI's taxonomy places the organism in Eukaryota, Metazoa, Chordata, Testudines, Emydidae.